AUGCCUUCAUCUUUUCCUUUUUAUAAGGUUAACGGAGAUGGAGCUAUUUUUAAGGAUCAAAAAGAAGCUGGAGUGGAGGUUGUAAUUCGAGACCAUGUUGGAAAUUUUAUUGCAGGUCUUAGCAAGAAAUUUCAGUGUCCUCUCGGAGCUAUUGAAGUUGAAGCAAAGGCCUUUGAAUCUUGUUUGGAAUUUGCUAAAAAUAUGGAUAUUCAGGACUUUGUUCUAGAAGGAGAUUCACUUAAUAUUGUUCAUGCUCUUUGUGGAAAUUCUCAUGCUACUUCAAUGAUUACUACUUUGAUUUAUUGGGUGCAAGUUGCUUCCUAUGAGUUCCAGAAUGUUUUAUUUUCUCAUGUUCGUAGGAAUGGCAAUAUGCCUGCUCACCAAUGCACGUGGCCCAAUGGUUUGCAUGCUGGAGAUGUUAUUUCACUUGUUGAAACAGAGAUCACACUCAAAACCUCUUACUCCGAUACCAUGACAAAUUUUGUUAAGAGUAAUUUCUCAUUAACUUGA
Molecule: messenger RNA, 510 nt
Organism: Quercus lobata
Lineage: Eukaryota; Viridiplantae; Streptophyta; Magnoliopsida; Fagales; Fagaceae
Exons: 2
Coding region: 1-510 (169 amino acids)
Molecular function (GO): RNA-DNA hybrid ribonuclease activity; nucleic acid binding
Source: RefSeq, a predicted model, not a curated record